Molecule: messenger RNA, 1512 nt
Organism: Dufourea novaeangliae
Lineage: Eukaryota; Metazoa; Arthropoda; Insecta; Hymenoptera; Halictidae
Gene: SPARC
Product: SPARC
Exons: 6
Coding region: 131-1054 (307 amino acids)
Biological process (GO): anatomical structure development
Molecular function (GO): collagen binding; extracellular matrix binding; calcium ion binding
Source: RefSeq, a predicted model, not a curated record
GUCCAGCGACCGAUUUGGAGGGUUCUUUUGAUCGUUCCCGAAAACGGCUGGAGAAAGGACGUAACUGCGGCGCUGAGCACGGGGGAAAGGAACGAAUCGCCAAAAGAGUAUAUUGGCUCGAGAAAUCAAAAUGCAAUCAAAACUACAGCUUCUUCUGUUUACGCUGCUCUUGGUGGGACUCUUGGUGGAUGUGUCGGCACAAAUGCGGCGAAAAAAAUAUCGGCGCCGUACGACCACGACAACGGAAGCCAGCGUUCAAGAUGAGGUCAUGAACAUGCUCGAAGAUGACGAAAUAGCCGAGAGGGCAGCGGAGCAGGCUGAGGUCACCGUCGAAGAUGGCGGAAACGAGGUUGGAUCGAAGCGUCAGAGCUUGCUCCGUAUGGACCCGUGCAUGGACAAACACUGUGGCGCAGGACGAGUCUGCAAGCUAAUCGACGAAGAUACUGCUGAAUGCGUUUGUGUCGAUGUAUGCGACGAAGAAGUCGACCCAAGACGAAAGGUUUGCACGAAUUACAACGAAACCUUCGGCAGUGACUGCCAAGUAUACCAAGCACGUUGUUUCUGCGACACCGGUGAUACUAGGUGCAAAGGACCUGACUAUCAACACGUUCAUAUUGAGUAUUAUGGUGAAUGCCGACAGAUGCCUAUGUGCAAAGAAGAAGAUAUGGCGGACUUCCCCAGACGCAUGCGUGACUGGCUUUUCAACAUUAUGAGAGACUUAGCCGAUCGUCAAGAAUUGCCAUCCCAUUAUUUGAAAAUGCAACGCGAAGCAGAAACAAAUCACACGUUGCGUUGGACUAACGCUGCCAUUUGGAAAUGGUGUGAUUUAGAUGGCCACCCUCAUGACAGGGCUGUUUCUAGGCACGAACUUUUCCCCAUUCGAGCACCACUGAUGGCUUUAGAGCACUGUAUCGCACCGUUCCUCGACUCUUGUGACACUAAUGACGAUCAUAAAAUUACCCUCGUCGAAUGGGGUAAAUGUCUACAACUUGAAGAGGACGAUUUGGAGGAUAAAUGCGACGCGCUAGUCGACGCAGCGUACGCUGACCAAUAACAACUACAACAGAUUUCACCGACACACGAUGAUACUUGCGACUGAGUAAACGAACGGAAGAGGCAAGAGCCCGGUAAAUACGAAGCACAUACUGUUAACGAAAGGAACGAGAAAAAUGGCGGGAAAGUUGCAGUUGCAAGUAAACCACCACAGGCAACGCGCAUGCCUUCACACACAAACUCGUCGAUACUGGAAGCUAUCAUGGUGCCAACCGUAGUUUUAGACAGUGACUCUCAAUAUAUGUAGAGAUGUGUGCGUUAGGGACUACUUGCAAUAAUUCCAUGGUAAUUUUUUAAUAACGAGUGAAAUUUUGUUUUCCCUUGCUAUCGUAUAAUCUUGAUAUUAUUCACGUAGUAACACGUACGUAUUUUUUGCAUAUAUGUAUACAUACACAUAGUUUGUAUAAAUUUAUUAUGUGACUGCCUUUUUAUCAAUAAAGAGUGAUACAAUUUUUUUUA